GAAUUAUUCGCGACAUCCACACAAUAAAGUACAAACCUUCAAACCGAAAUGAAAAUGUUCAUUAAAUUGUUAGCCUUUUCUGCUUUGCUCUCAACGUGUUUAGCCGUAACUCUACCAAAGUCGAUGCUCAUACGAUUAUGUGAAACUGCAAAAUCAGCUCGUGAUUUGGGUUCAACUAAAAGUGAAGUUAUCCAGGCAAUGGUGAGUGAUUUAAAAAGUUACAUUGGUCAGUCUGGAUUGUCUUCUCACCACAAAGAAAAACAAGUGGUCGAUAUCAAUGAAAAUAAUUAUGGAGUAAACCAGAUUGUAAGUGUACUCAAUUAUGAUCCAGAAUAUAUGGGUGAGUGGACGAUGGGCUUUCUUAAUGUGGUCUCUCAAUUAGUAGCGUUCAGACCGAUCGCAAGUAACUCAUCUUCAUUGACAUUAACUAUCCAAGAUUCAUUAUUUAAACCCAAUCUUACAAAUGUUUUGCCUGAAAAAUUUUAUAACAUUUUCAAAUGGCCCCAAUCGGUAGUUUCAGUUGAUAAAAAUUAUGUCUCUGAUUUGGUUUCGUCUGCAGCUUCAAAAGUCGUUUCAUCAUUGAAUUCUGAUUAUUGUAAAAUCAUUGAUUUACCAGAAUCAGUUGAUACUGACAAUCAAGUUGAUGUGCAAAAAGCUGUGCUCAGAAUUAUAUCAAGUCUGCUAAAACAAUAUGAAAAAGCAACUCAAUCAAUUGAAAACUAUCUAAGUGCUGUUGAUAAACAAAUUACUGGAUCAAUUUAG
Tetranychus urticae (two-spotted spider mite) is the source of this 762-nucleotide messenger RNA. The record is from RefSeq and is a predicted model, not a curated record. Lineage: Eukaryota; Metazoa; Arthropoda; Arachnida; Trombidiformes; Tetranychidae.